Molecule: messenger RNA, 636 nt
Organism: Hansenula ciferrii
Lineage: Eukaryota; Fungi; Ascomycota; Saccharomycetes; Phaffomycetales; Wickerhamomycetaceae
Gene: TRS23
Product: TRAPP subunit TRS23
Exons: 1
Coding region: 1-636 (211 amino acids)
Biological process (GO): endoplasmic reticulum to Golgi vesicle-mediated transport
Cellular component (GO): TRAPP complex
Source: RefSeq, a predicted model, not a curated record
AUGACAAUAUAUUCACUUUACAUAAUAAACAAAGCCGGUGGACUUAUAUAUCAAAAUGAUGUUAAUCCAGGAUUAUCACGUCUUACAGCAAAUGAAUAUUUAGUUUUAGCAGGUACAUUACAUGGUGUAUUUGCUAUAGCAUCAAAAUUAACACCCACAGCAUUAAAAGUUAGUACACCAUCAUCAAUUUCCGGGGUUCAUAAUAGUGCAACAAGUUCAAUAACUUCAUCAUCAAUUGGAGGUGGGACUAAUAGUUCAAAUAAUAUAAAUUCAAAUUCUACAAUAUUAUCAAAUUAUUCUAAAGGUGCAUUAAAUGUUGUAUCUAAUUCAAAUACAUCAGGGUUAAGAUCUGUUGAUACUAAAUUUUUUUCAAUUCAUAUAUUUCAAACUUUAACAGGUUUAAAAUUUUUAUUAGUUACAUCACCAAAUGGAUUAAAUUCAAAUGAUGGUAUAAAUAAUACUGGAAGUAAUGUUGAUUUAAAUAAAAAUUCUGAAUUUGCAGAAAGUGUACUACGAAGAAUUUAUUCAAUUUAUUCAGAUUACGUUAUGAAGAAUCCAUUUUAUUCAAUGGAUAUGCCUAUUAGAGUUGAUUUAUUUGAUCAAAAAGUUACAGAGUUGAUAAAAACACUUUCAUGA